Lepisosteus oculatus (spotted gar) is the source of this 1581-nucleotide messenger RNA. Its product is annotated as coiled-coil domain-containing protein 122. The record is from RefSeq and is a predicted model, not a curated record. NCBI's taxonomy places the organism in Eukaryota, Metazoa, Chordata, Actinopteri, Semionotiformes, Lepisosteidae.
UUACAACCAAACUCUUCCGUUUGAAUUGAAAACUUCCGCUGAAGUCGCUCGCGCUUGAAGUUUUGGGCUUCAGGUUUUUCUACGUUAUGACGACAAAAAACAGUGAAUAUAAACAGGACCAGAAACAAAUAAAGUCUCUGGAAGAACUACCAGACUCCCCGCUGAAGGAUGCAGUUGAAAAGGUGUCUCAACAUGAGGAAAAGCAAACUAAUGAAAUCAAUGAACACAGGAAGUUUUUGGCUCUCUUCAAGAUUCAAGUUUCAGAACUAGAAGUGAAGAGCGAGUCAGUUUCACUUGAGCUGCACACAGCCGAGACGGAAAACCUCAGGCUGGUCCACGAAAUGGCAGCGUUGCAGAAGCAGUCAGAGUGCGAGAAAGCCCAGUCCAGAGCUCUCUACAAGGAGAACGUGGAGCUACGGCUCCAGAUCGAGCAGGAAGAGGAAAACUUCCAGCUGCUGCUGGCGGGGUACAACACUUACCGGAAUAAAAUGGCAGCUCACAGGGAUGUGGUCUCUCGCAGGGAGGGGAGAGCCGCGGCACAGAAGAAACGCUGCGAGAAGGCCGACUCGGUUAGGAAGCUUAAAGUGAAAAUGGAGGAGCUGAGAACUGACCUCCAAAGACCAGACGGAACUGUAAUCCGGCAAGCACAGAGGGAAAUUGAUGACAUAAAGGUACAGAUUUCUAAGAUGAGGGAUGCUUUCCGCGACAAGACUGCACUGUUGUUGAAAGAACAGGAUAUUCAUGCACAGCUAAAAAUGGAUAUUGAGAUUGAAAACAGGAGGUGUGAAGCAAUUCUUAAGCGUCUCCAUUGUCAGUUGAAGAAAGCCCAGUCUGACAAAAGGCAAAUGAACGCAGAUAUACUUCAGAUGAAGAAAAAAGCAGAAGAUCUCAGAAAAUGUCUUCCAGCAACAGAUUGAAUAACUGUGACUACAGUUCACUUUUAUGGAGCAAUUUGUUGUAAAACAGAACAUCAAAAUAUUUACACUGACAAAAAAAUACAAACUGAAAUCUUAUCUAAAUCCAUAAAGUCAAACAUUUUAAAAAUAAAUCUAAAGGUCAAAUCUAUCAUUUUGAUUGCAUAUGGCAAUUACUAUAUGCAACUGUAAUAUGUACAGUAUGUUACUUUUUUGCUAACCACACAAGCACCAACAAACCCAAACACGUAUCAGCAAAAAUAUACAAAUAUUUUGUAAGAAGUCAGUUAAUGUUUUAGGUGUUUAUAAAUAAUGAAGUUCUGAAAAUGUUCAUUCAGUGUUUGACCAACAAUAUUCAAUUCCACUUUUAAGUAAACCAAUACAAGCUAAAUAAGCAGUCAGAAUCCUAAGAAACUUCAAUAUUUUAAUAAAAAUAUGUAUAUAAUAUUUCCUCAAACAUCCAGUAUAAACAAUUGUCUGAUUUUUUUUUUAUUGAGGACACUAGUUGCAAGUUUUUCUUGGAAUACUUUUUAUUUGUGACCAAUGCAUUAAUACUGUAAAAAGGAAUUGUACUUUUAUAGGCCACAGCAUUGCAUACAGGACUUUGAGAACCUUUUCAUUGUAUACUGCAAUGCAUUUACAAACACAAUAAAUGUUGGUUCCAGUA